Molecule: messenger RNA, 447 nt
Organism: Ostreobium quekettii
Lineage: Eukaryota; Viridiplantae; Chlorophyta; Ulvophyceae; Bryopsidales; Ostreobiaceae
Source: the annotation of a GenBank genome assembly
AUGGCCAAAGAGGCUGAGGGACCCACACCCGUCAUGACCGAAUCUGUGGACGAGGGGGAUGUUAUGGAGCAGACAGCUGGAGGACCCACUGUCAUGACUGAAUCUGUGGAAGAGGAUGAAAUUACGGAGCAGACAGCUAAUGGGCCAUCAGUCAUGACCGAAUCUGUGGACGAGGGUGAAUCCGAUAUUAUGGAGCAGACAACUGGAGGACCCACUGUCAUGCCUGAAUCUGUGGACGAGGGUGAAAUUGAGGAGCAGGCUGCUGACGGGCCGUCUGUCAUGACCGAAUCUGUGGAAGAGGCGGAAAUUGAGGAGCAGGCGGCAGAAGGACCGUCUGUGGCGACCGAAUAUCUGGACGAGGAUGAAAUUAAGGAACAGGCAGCUGAAGGGCCGACUGUCGUUACCGGAUCUGUGGCAGCCAGUCCUGAUACUGGAGUGGACAGGUAG